Molecule: messenger RNA, 3590 nt
Organism: Hylaeus anthracinus
Lineage: Eukaryota; Metazoa; Arthropoda; Insecta; Hymenoptera; Colletidae
Product: dyslexia-associated protein KIAA0319
Exons: 13
Coding region: 417-3287 (956 amino acids)
Cellular component (GO): cytoplasmic vesicle; plasma membrane
Source: RefSeq, a predicted model, not a curated record
GACGUUCUCCGACGAACAAUUUGUUUCUGUGAGUUUGCCGAUUGCUUUGAAAUCAAUUAACGGCAAUAUAAAUUGUAUCAAGACAUUGUACCAUUAACGCUCGAUACUUUAUCGUUCUUUAGUCGUCCUUUCAUUAUUCCGGUCUAACAGGAAAUAUGAUAAUUACCCCUAUAGUUGAUUAGCUUAUUCGCGUUGAUAAUAACAUGCUGUUAAUAUAUGAUAAGCCCGUGCCGUGUAUGUCUGCACACCACUUAAAGUUAAUACCAGCGAGACGAUCUUCCAACAGUUUGCGGUUGACGUUUGAUAGCGAAACAAUCCAUAAGGUCACAGAUGGUUCGUAAAAUAACCUGAAAUAUUCGCUGCGAUAAUCUUGACGGUUUCUUAUUUACCUCGGAGUGUGCGUAUAAUAAGAGAAGAUGUUUGAAAUCUUUUACCUGGGAUUAUAUUUAUUGUUCUUUGGAAAUUGCGUCGGCGAUUACUCGGACUGGGACACAAAAUGGCAAAUGCUUUGUCCCGAGUUGUACCCCAGAGUUUUUACAAGUUAUACACCUCGUGGAAAUCUUUCUAGUGGGGUAUACGCUAGUCAACCUCGUGUAAAAAGCAUGCAACAUUGUGUUGCCGCGUGCUGUACUAAUUCUGUGUGCAAUGUGGCGCUUAUGCAUAAUGGUACUUGUUAUCAUGUACAAUGUGAGAACUCCAAAAAAUGCCUACCUUUGUACAGAGCAGAUUUAGCAAAUGAAAGUCCACCAAGCAUGGUUUUAGUUAAACCUGUAGAAGACUAUGAGGUGUGGAAUGAGUUGCUAGCUCAAAUAAACGAUGAUACUGGUACAUUGCUUAUGGAUGCUAAAGAAAGAGAUGAUAUUCUUUUUGGUGGUACAAAUGGGUUGAGCUGUAUCACCCACACAAAUUGUCUAGAAAAUGAAAUAUGCGUUAAAAAUCAAGACAAAUCCGAUGUUGGAAUUUGUCAAUGCUCUGUUGGAUUUAAACGGAAUAUCGGCGGAAUUUGUACUUCGGUGGAAGACAUAGAACUUGGCGUAACGCCGCAAGUGAGAGUACAGAUUUUGAAAGAUUCCAGUACGUCGAUAAAACCACCUAUGAAACGGCUGUUAGUUUCCGCUGUCUCAAAGGAAGUACGCUUACCAGAGAAUGAAGUAACAUUGUCAGCCUAUACUGUACCUGCAGAGCAAGAAAAUGAACAUUACAAUUAUGCUUGGAGUCUUCUAAGUCAACCGGAAAGUCACACCGGAAUAAUGACCGAUCAGAAUCGUAUGACCGUUAAAUUAAGUAACCUUUCUGAAGGUUUAUAUACGUUUAAAGUAACUGUGAAUAGUCCGAAUGCUUAUGGCGAAGCAUAUGCAAAUGUCAGCGUUUUGCCACCAAAGAGAAUAAAUCAAGCACCAAUUGCUGUAAUUUCCCCUGCCUCGCAAGUCGUGAAACUACCAAACACAGGAGCUGUGUUAGAUGGUUCAUCUAGUAAAGAUGAUGAUCGAGUCAUUUCUUAUCACUGGGAAUUGCAACAAGGACCCAUUGGAUAUCAACCUAAUCUAGUCGAUACACCCACAUUACAAUUAGACAAUCUUAUUCCUGGCAAUUAUACUUUUAAGUUGACCAUUGAAGAUUCAGAUCACAUCACAAAUUCGACAAGUGCAAAUAUAACGGUUUUGAAAGUAACCGAUUAUCCUCCAAACGCAAACGCGGGCCAAGAUAUUAUUAUAUAUUUACCUCAGAAUACGUUAACACUGAAUGGUAAUUUGAGCACUGACGAUCAUGGAAUAGCAAGUUGGGAAUGGACAAAAAGUCCCUCUGAUCAAAACAAAGCUGUGGAUAUGCAAAACACAAGAACGCCGUAUUUACAACUGUCUAAUUUAGAGGAGGGAAUGUAUACAUUUGUCUUAAAAGUAACGGAUGAUUCCGAGCAGUCGUCUACAGCUGAAGUUCAUGUCUUCGUAAAACCACCAACGAAUAAACCUCCAACAGCCGAUGCAGGUGAAGAUAUAACCAUAGCGCUACCAGAAACAAGAACUAUACUCGAUGGUCGCAAAAGUAAAGAUGAUAUUAAGAUCGUAUAUUUCCAUUGGAAACAAGUCAGCGGACCCAGCAGUGCCGAAUUCUCUGCGGUCAAUGAAUCGAUUACUAAUGUUACAAAAUUAACAAAGGGUGACUAUGAAUUCAAGCUGACAGUGAUCGAUGGCAAUGGGAAUAAAGAUUCCGAUACUGUUAAAGUAAAAGUUACACAAAAUAAAAAUGCUCCACCUAAAGCAAACGCAGGAGGUGAUCAAGUCGUGAUAGCGCCUGUCAGUGUACUGAUUAUUAAUGGAUCUCAAUCAACCGACGACUUAAAAAUUAGUGAAUGGCUAUGGACAAGAGAUUCGUCUAGUCUUGUGAUAGGUACCAUAGUUCGGGAUACAGAUAAAUCACCGAUUUUAAUGCUGACAGAUAUCAUUCCAGGUAGAUACUUAUUUAGGUUAAAAGUAACAGACGAUCAAGGUCUUAGUAGUGAAGAUACUGUAUCCGUAAUAGUGAAGCCUGAUCCACAAUUAUUACAUUUGGUCGAAUUGAUAUUAAAUAUCGGAGCGAACAUGUUGACAGUAUCGCAAAAGAAUUCGUUAGUAGUAAAAUUACAAAUGUUAUUGCGCGACGAAGCGUCGAUUGUUGUUCGAAAUUUAAAAGUAGAACCACGCACGGGCAAAGCAGUAUUAAUUUUCUAUGUAGAAAAAAAAGGGGGUAAAACGACUAUGCCUGGACCAGAAGUAGUUAAACGGCUUAAAGAAAAACUCAGACAAGACUCUGGGCUUCUUCAAUUAUCUGUGGCGAAUAUCGACACUGCUGUGUGUCAAAAUAAUUGUUCAGGCCAUGGAGUAUGCGAUCAAGAAACAAGGUUAUGUAUGUGUGAGGCAUUUUGGAUGCAAAAUUUAAUACAGAAAUAUUUCGGCAACGGCGAUUCCAAUUGCGAUUGGAGCAUUCUUUAUGUGAUAAUAGCAUUAUUAUCCCUGGUUGUGUGCUGGGUUGGCCUCAUUUGGGGUCUCGUUUGUCUAUGCCAAAGAAUAUGUACAGGAAAACGACGUUCGCUUCGCACUAAGAAAAAACCACUGCGUUACUCUCUAUUGCAACCGGAACCAGAAGAUGACAGUAGCACGUUUUCAACGCAUAAAAUGGUGCUAUCCGCAUCUGAUACAGAUUCCGAUGAUGUCCUGUUCGAGCAUCGCAAGGUGAAAAACAACGGUCAAGUAAGAAACGGUAAAUCUCGAAACGGCUUUAUUAAAGUGGGUUCUAGAGUGAAGACAUGAGAUCAUACGUUUCAGGGAUUUAUGGAACAUAAGAUCUCGUUAAGCGACGCACAUUUUUGAACGUUUGGCCAAAGCAUAAAAGUACUAGUCACUUACAGGGCUGUAAUUUUAAGUACGUACCUAACAAGAACAACGCGAUUCCUCAAACAGAAGAAAUUGCCAUCUUGUAUAAAAGAAUUCAAAUGAAAUAGAAGUACUUAAGUACCGAUUAGAGAGAGAGAUAUGAGCACACGUUCAACUUCAUUGUAUUUUAAUUAAUUUAUUCGAGAAUAAUAUAUCAUUUGUCUGUAUUAUGUAUUCGAA